AUGGCCUGGGAAGAAGUUUCGGCCGGUUACUACGAGCGUCCCUUUGACUCGCUCGAGAUUUUCUACCGUGUCAUUGCCGACGCCGGUACUCCUCUGAACAAACAGCACUAUCUUAUUUCGUCUGCCCUCAAAUUCAAGUCUCUACCCGGAGUGCAGACACUCCAAAACGCAUGGAAAGUGCUCCGACAGCGAUACCCCCAGAUCGCGGCCACAGUCAAAGAAGAUGGCAGUCGAUUCUGCUACAAGGUCCCUACGCUGGAAGAAUUAGAAGCAUGGGAGACAGAAUCUUUUAUCGUUGACAACGGAAGCUCGGCGAAUGAGAAAUAUGAAAACGAGCCACCCUCAUCCAAAUUCUUGCUCUUUGUUCUGCCUGAAAAGCGCGAGCUGCUUUUUCGCAUGCCCCAUUGGCGUAUCGACGGUAUUGGUCUUAUGGACCUGCAGAACAUCUUUCUUCAGAUUCUCGCCAAUGGCGUCCCAGAGACUAUCCACUUCGAUGGCUCCGAAGCUAAGAACCUUCAUCUCUCUUUGGACGAGGCCGCUGGUGUGCCUACUACUAUGACCGAGGCUACCUCUAAGGCUGCAGACGAGGAACUGGCUUAUUUUACGGACAACCAACCGUCCAUUAACAUUCCUACUCUGCCCAAUGUCAUCCCUACUACCCCGCGACGUCUUGAGGUAAAAUUUUCUGCCGACGCCACAAAGCGUGUCAUCAGUGCAUGCAAAGCUCGCAAUUUCUCCGUCACUACUGCGAUCCACGCUGCAUUAGUCGUUGCUACACUCCCAUUCGCAGAGCAUGGCUUUGACCCUGCUACUCGUGGCCAAGGCGGUGGGAAGUAUACGGGUUUCAAUGCUAUCGAUCUGCGUAAAUAUCUUUCUCCACCUUAUAACGGCCCGGCGGCAGCAGCUAGCAUUUACCAUACCGGACUCCCUAUCAGCGUCAAUCUCGACCUCUGCAAAGGUUUCGAUGCGAUCUCGGCCUCGAUGUCUAAGGAUUACAAGAGGAAGUUAAACAAGGACGAGCCACGCAAUCUAUUCCGAUUUAUGUCUGAAUAUGUGGGCAAGGUUCUUAUCGCGCUUGGCGCCCAGCCUGAGGAUCCUUUACGUGCCGCGGCCCAUCCAGAGCUCAGCUCAAUUGGCAUUAUUAAUGACCAUGUUUUGGCGAAGCAUGAGGGUCCUGCAACUACAGUUGAGGUAGAGGAUUGGUGGAUUGCUAUUGAGUGUAUUAAUAGAUUACUCCUCACGAACGUCUGGACCUGGAAUGAUGAAAUGGUUCUCUCUGCUAACUGGAACGCGGCUUUCUAUGAGGAUGAAUUUGUUUCUAGAUUUCUAAACGAGUGGAAGGAGGUCGUUUUGGAGUCCCUGGGUGCGAACUGA
This is a messenger RNA of Penicillium pulvis, 1374 nucleotides long. RefSeq lists its product as uncharacterized. The transcript has a single exon. The coding region runs from base 1 to 1374 and encodes 457 amino acids. The record is from RefSeq and is a predicted model, not a curated record. Lineage: Eukaryota; Fungi; Ascomycota; Eurotiomycetes; Eurotiales; Aspergillaceae.